This is a messenger RNA of Arxiozyma heterogenica, 1353 nucleotides long. RefSeq lists its product as uncharacterized. The coding region runs from base 1 to 1353 and encodes 450 amino acids. The transcript has a single exon. The record is from RefSeq and is a predicted model, not a curated record. Gene Ontology annotation, molecular function: nucleic acid binding. Gene Ontology annotation, biological process: DNA integration. NCBI's taxonomy places the organism in Eukaryota, Fungi, Ascomycota, Saccharomycetes, Saccharomycetales, Saccharomycetaceae.
AUGUGUAUACCUCGAUCAAUUUUACAACCAUCUAAUCAACAAUCUACUUCAUACAGCAUAAACAAAUUAGGUAUCAAAUUAACUGUACCUUUUCUACACAAUUUAUUUGGACAUAUUAAUGUUCAUGAUAUUAAAACCACAAUUGAUCGAAAGAUGAUUUCUGGUAUCACAUCAGCUGAUGUCGAUUGGUCUGGCAUUCACUCCUUUCGAUGUACAUCCUGCAUGAAAGGAAAAUCAACUCGUCACAAGCAUAUUAUAGGUUCUCGUAUAAAAUAUCAAAAAGAAUAUGCUCCCUUUGAAUAUAUCCAUACCGAUAUUUUCGGUCCCAUGUCACAUCUACCAGUCGGAACACCUUCCUAUUUCAUCAGCUUUACCGAUGAAUCUACUCGUUUUCGCUGGGCUUUUCCAUUAUAUUCAAAGGAUUCACAAAAUGUUACUCGCAUAUUUUCAAAGUUCAUUAAUAUGGUGUCUAAUCAGUUCAAGACCAACAUCCUAUCUUUUCAAAUGGAUCGUGGUUCAGAAUUUACAAACGAUCAGAUAACCAAACUCUUCGAAGAUAAAGGGAUUAACCCAAUUUAUACUACUGCUGGUGAUUCACGAGCAAAUGGUGUUGCAGAACGAUUUAAUCUAACUUUUUUAAACGAUUGUCGAACACUUUUACAAGCUACAAACCUACCAAAUUCGACUUGGUUUUAUGCUGUUCAAUUCGCCACACUCAUGCGUAAUGCAUUUUUUAACUCAUCUAUUAAAACUUCAUCAAGAGCAAAAGCCGGUCUUGCAGGUCUGGAUGUGGGUACUAUUCUUCCUUUUGGACAAGAAGUUAUUAUUCACAAAGGAUCAACAACAUCCACGCUUUCUCCUCGUGGUGACGAUGGGUUGGCAUUAUGCCCUUCCCUAGUAUCCCAUGGAUACUUAAUAUAUAACACCAUCACCAAAAAAGUGGUUGACACAUCCAAUUAUUCAACUGUUAAAAGUUCACCAUCAAAAGGCUCCACACCAAAAUCCACAGUCUUCGACACUCUAAUUGCCAUCCACAACUAUCCCGAGAACAUUGAACCAGAAUCUGAACCAGACAUUAACUCACCUAUAGAUUCUUUUACUGAAUCCACAACAACAUUCCCAGACAAAGUUGACAUUCCUACUGAGAACCAAUCACCAUCCAUACUGCCGCACUACCAUCAGUUCAACAUUCUUCUGAAAACAAUGACACUCAUGAAGAAGUUGACAACCUAUUUGAUUCCAUCGUACAUACGAACUCCAAUUAUGAAUCUGAUGACUAUACAUCAGAAAAUGAAAGUAAUAAUGAAAAUGAAGCUAUAUCAUCUACUUCGCCCAUUCAAUCCAAGCCAAUAG